Cucurbita moschata (crookneck pumpkin) is the source of this 1333-nucleotide messenger RNA. RefSeq names its product transcription factor bHLH19-like. The record is from RefSeq and is a predicted model, not a curated record. The transcript is spliced from 4 exons. The coding region runs from base 90 to 1139 and encodes 349 amino acids. Gene Ontology annotation, molecular function: protein dimerization activity. NCBI's taxonomy places the organism in Eukaryota, Viridiplantae, Streptophyta, Magnoliopsida, Cucurbitales, Cucurbitaceae.
GCUACCUAACAAUCUUCUUGCUCGCUUCAUUCGAUUGUGAACUGAUAAACACACACACCCAAACCUUAGUUUUGUUGACCCUUUUCGCAAUGGAAAUCUCAUCUGCAAAAUGGUUAUCUGAUAUGGAUUUGGAAUCUGCAUUUAUGGAUGAUUUCGAAAUGAACCCUUUUGAGUGCACGCUAGACGAGCUCAGUUUCCAAACUUUCUCUGACGAAAGCCACACAUCCCACCUAGAUCUUGAGAACUCCGUACAAACUCCGCCGCCGCCGCCGGCCAAGCAGCCGAGGACCAGUGGCAGCUGGAACAACUCUUCCACGACCCGUCAAAUUGCUUCCAUGGCUGCUUCUUCUUCCUCAUCACACAUCAUUUCAUUUGGGAAUUCCCAUUCUUCUUCUCCUCCUGCUUCCAACAAAUUAGUUGGGAACAAUGGCAAUUACAGCAACGUGAAGCCCAAAUUCGAGAUUGGGUGCGAAGGGAACAUUGAUUUGUCAUCGGUCAUCCCUCAAGGUUCCUAUGAGAACAAUCCAAAUUGUUCCCCAAAAUACGAUGGUGUGGGAAUGAAGAGGGGCGCUUCGGCUAUGAAUUAUCGCACCGCUUUGGUUGCUCAAGAUCAUGUCAUAGCUGAGCGAAAGCGUAGAGAAAAGCUCAGCCAGCGAUUCGUUGCUCUUUCAGCUCUUAUUCCACACCUCAAGAAGAUGGACAAAGCGUCUAUUCUUGGGGAUGCAAUAACAUACAUCAAGGAUCUUCAAGAUCGUUUGAAGGUUGCGGAUGAAGAAGCAGCCAAAUCAAGAGUGGAAUCAGUGGUGUUUGUGAACAGAUCCGAGGAUGUCUCUGCCGUGGUGGAAGACGAUUCCUCAGAGGAAAACAGCUCAUCCGACAGAGCCAUUCCAGAGAUAGAAGCCAGAGUGUCUGGGAAGGAUGUUCUGUUGAAGAUUCAUGGCAAGAAAUGCAAAGGCUGCCUUUCAAACAUACUAAACCACAUAGAGGAGCUUAAUCUAACAGUUCUCAACAGCAGUGCCUUGCCAUUUGGCAAUUUCAGGAUUGAUAUAACCAUUAUAGCUCAGAUGGGUGAUGGCUUUUCCAUGACAGUGAAGGAGCUAGUGCAGAAACUACGACAGGCUUGCCUACAAUUCGUGUAAAAUUACAGAGCUUUGCCACUCUCAGUCACAAAGGUUGCCUUUUGCCUACAAAGCUCCAAUUAACUGUUGAUGAUCUGCUUCCAUUUUACUCCAGAAUAUGUUCAGCACGAGGGCGUUUUGUUUUUUAAAAAAAUUUCUUUGCAUUUUUUUGCGUGGGGCAGAUCUUUGACCACGUUAAGGAAAUUUAGGAUAAC